AGCUCACUCUAGCCAGCUCUCAGUCACAAGAGGAGGCUGCAGUGUGUGUCUGUGUGUUUAUGUGUGUGAUUGCGCGUUUACCAUGUACUUAUCAGCCAGUAUGCCUGCUUCUCUGUAAAGAGCGAAUAUAACAUAUACAUGGAAUUCCUCUAACUGAGGACUGGAGGAAGAUAUGUAGCAAGACCGUCCUGGAGCUCAUUAAGGAAGACAUAACAUUUCUCUUUCUCUAUCUUGCGCGCUCUUUCUUUUAUUUUAGCCUCUCUCCAUACUCUUUCAGUCGACUUCUCAUUUUUAAAGCUGUCCUCAGACUAUCUCACUGGCUUACUUGCUUGCUGCUGCUGUGUGCACCAUAACUAGUAGCUUCCUGGGCAGUGCCACAUUUUCCAUAGGCGAUGUGCUUAGGGCUAAAGAUGAACGAUUGACCUUGAGCCUCAGGUCAUCUGAUGGUGUGUGCGCGGCAGGAACAGUGGUGGUGAGUCGACUGAAGAUGGGGGAGAUGGAGGAAGUCGAAGUGGACCACAUCACUACCGACAUACCAUCACAGAAGUGUCCCAUGGUUUGUGAGUCUGCGUCCCACGCCUGCAUUGACAGAGAAAAUAACCCACUGACAGGGCCAGUGUUCAAGAACCCAGUAUGCAAAGUGUACAGAUUUCAAACAGCGGACAGCAAGUGGAUGCUUGUGCGGGAGCAAAUGGAGGAGUGUACUUUGUCCUUCAGCAUCCCCAAACAGCUACUUUCACUUUACAUUCAGGAGGACAUGAGGAGGGUGCAGGAUCUGAGGGAGCUGGGGGAGCUUUCUCCUCACUGGGACAACUUAAGAAAGGAGGUGAUGACACGAUAUGGAGGAAUCAUCAGCUCGUACCAGGAGACUUUGGCUGAACUGGACAAGAUUACUGGUCGUUCAUUCAAGCCAAGCUGCUGCAAAGCCCAGAAAUCACUGGAGUUCAUCCCGAUAAACCUGCACACCCAGAGGAUGAGGGUGACGUGUCCCAGAAAAACAGAUGCAAUCUAUGAUAUUGUCACUGUCGGUGCCCCUGCUGCCCACUUCCAGGGCUUCAAGUGUAGUGGUGGUCUUCAGCGUCUCCUUAGCAGAUAUGAAGCGGAGAAGAAAAGCUUCAGCACUGCCUACCAGUGCAUCUACUACUCCCCAGAGCACACAGCCAAAGCUCAGGAGGUACUCAGCACCAUGAGCCUCCUCCAGCCCCUCAUCACAAGCUUAGCAGACCAGCUCCUCCAAGCUGCCCAGGAGCACUCUUCCCCCGGACUGAGAGAUGCACUCAACAACCUCUCUGACAAGACAGAAAAAUUUGUUCACACACUUAAAGAUGAACUGGUCAAGAGUGCACUGCUAGCACUGCAUGCAGCGCGGCCCGGGUACAUUUCCAAGACCCAGAAGCAAACCUCCAUGCAGGAAGGCCAACAUCAAGGUCACAUCCACCAAGGCAGUGACCAGAAUCAGAGCCCAGUCCAGGGACUUCCAGGCCACAGUCCGGCCACAUCGGUCACUGAGGGCAUGGUGGUGUGUAAUAAUGUGGAGGGAUCACAAACUAGAGGAGAUGGUGGGCACCAAGACUCCAUACCACACCAUAAAGAGUACGACGAGGAGGAAUGGGACAGAGUGUGGGCCAACGUAGCCAAAUGUCUCAACUGUGUAAUUGCCAUGGUGGAUAAACUCCAGGAGGAAGGCAACAACAAGCCGGAGCAAGUCCCAGAGCAACAGCUCGCUGAUGUCAUCACUUCACACAACCCUGGCGACUGGGGGGAGCAGCUUUGCCCUGUGGUGACCAGGUUAAAGGAGUGUGUGAUGGAGGUGGUGGAGAAGGCUAAGAGAGCCAUGACCUUUGUGCUCCUGCAGGAGGCAGCCUGCAGCAUUCCACAGGGUUUCCUCCUCCAACAGAGGAGAGAUGUGGUCUUCAGUCAGGCAUUGGCAGCCUUAGCCUGUGGUUUUGUCAUGAGGCUGUAUGCAGGAAUGCAAGACAAAGGCUUCCUCAAGCAGCUCCACCUGGUUGGUCUGGUGGCCCAGUUUGAGAGCCUGCUCAGCACCUAUAGUGAAGAGAUCGGGAUGCUGGAGGACAUGGAAGUUGGAAUCUCAGACCUGCAGAGAGUCGUGUUCAAGAUUACAGAGGCCACGACAGACGACCUCAGUGACCUCCAGCCCUUAGUGUGUGGCCGAAGAGACCACUUCCUUGUAGAAGUGCCAUUACCACGACUGGUUUUCCAGACCUUGCCAGAAGAGAUCAAGGAGGGCAAACUUCUACGAGUAUUCCCGGUGCUGUUUAAUGUGGGCAUCAAUGAGCAGCAAACUAUAGCAGAGAGGUUUGGAGAUAUUUCCCUACAAGAGAGAAUAAACCAGAAGAACUUUGAAAAGUUAGAAGCCUAUUACAAAUCAUUAAGUGAAAAGGUGCCACUAGAAUGUCUACCGUGUUUUCAGACACAGACUGACAUAAAGGAAUUACUUGAAACCCUGGGCCAGAAUGUAGUCACAAAGAAGAGGAAGAACGUGGAGAUAUUAUGGACUGCUGGAAUGAUUUGUCGAAGGUUGAAUGGCAUCAGGUUCACCAGCUGUAAAAGUGCCAAAGACCGGACAUCCAUGUCUGUCACAUUAGAGCAGUGUUCCCUCCUUCGUGAUGAACACCAGCUCAGCAAGGAUUUCUUCAUCCGUGCUCUGGACUGUAUGCGGAGAGAAGGAUGUCGGAUUGAGAACGUUGAAAAGAAUAUUAAAUGCAGGAAAUAUGCCUUCAACAUGUUGCAGCUGAUGGCCUUUCCCAAGUGCUACCGACCACCAGAGGGGACUUACGGAAAAGUUGACUCUUAAAGAAGUAAGGGUUAGGGUUAGUACUGUAAAACCAAUCACUCUUUAUCAUCCAAGUAGUAAAUAUGCAUUGUUUGUAACCAGAAAAUCUGCUGGAUAUUUUUUUGAUUGAUGUUUGCUUAAUUUUUGGUCAUGUUGGUAUGUGAGGGGGGUUGUGUAUUUGCUGAACUCCACGCUGGAUUUGCCAAACGUGUUACUUGUAAAAAACAAAAAAAAUGAAAUCACUUUUUUACGUUGUUUAUUUUCAUUACCUAAACAGUGAUACAUUGUACAACUGUGUGGACCGAUUAGUGUCUGUACAGUAUGUUAAUGGCCUUAAGCAGUACAGCCUAUAAGUCUGCAUUUGUAACUUCCCUCCUGUAGAAAUGUACAUUUUUUUCUAAAUGGAUUUGUUACUGUGACAAAAUAGUAUUAACUCAGGUGUGCUUACUAAUUUUUACUGAGGUGUAUCAGAGGUUAUGUUGUUGCAACUGUUCCCAUGGUCAAGAGUUACCUUCCGUGCUCCCGUUAUAUUUUUAUAGCUGUUGAUAAUGAAUUGGAAACAAACUGUUUGCCCUCAUUCUGUGUUUGGAUAUACUGAACUUCACAUGACAGUGAAAACUGACAAAUUGAUCUGCUUUCAUAUCUCACGUACAACUCCAGUUUUUGAGCAAUGAAUCUGUGUAUUUUGCUGAUUCAACAUGUUGGGGCCAAAUUUUACAUAUUUUGUUUUUCGUUAGUUGGAGACAUUUUUAUUUAAUUCUUAUAGUGCCAAAUGUGUGGCAGCAUAUACUGUAAGAAGCAUAUUUUAAAUCAGUUGUUAAAUCCUGUUGCCUUGACAACUCAUCCCUAAUGGUUGCACUUGAGCAACAUAUUUUUAUAUCCCAAGGUACAUCCCAGUGAAACCAAAUGAAGUACAUCUGGAAAUUAGAACAGAACAAGGAUAAUGUAGCGCAUCAUUUCUGAAAGCUAUAUACCAAAGUAUGUAAGUCCACUGUUUAUUUUUGUAUUCUAAAAUGAUUUUAUAUUCUAAAUGUUCCUUCCUUGGACUUUAAUGCAUGUGUAAAAUGUAUAUGCUGUUAAAUAAUGGGCUUUUCUUUUUUUCUAUUUAAAAUUAAAUAAAAAAUGGUUUGGUGUGGAUAUUGGUGAUUGU
Scomber scombrus (Atlantic mackerel) is the source of this 3944-nucleotide messenger RNA. RefSeq names its product inositol polyphosphate-4-phosphatase type II B (gene inpp4b). The transcript has 19 exons. Gene Ontology annotation, cellular component: cytoplasm. Lineage: Eukaryota; Metazoa; Chordata; Actinopteri; Scombriformes; Scombridae. Gene Ontology annotation, molecular function: phosphatidylinositol-3,4-bisphosphate 4-phosphatase activity. The coding region runs from base 488 to 2815 and encodes 775 amino acids. The record is from RefSeq and is a predicted model, not a curated record.